AUGGUCACACAUGAAAUAGAUAAUGAGACUGUCACCACAGAUUUUAUCCUUCUGGGACUCUGGCCUGAAUUCAGUCAUCUUGUGAUCCUCAUCUGCAUCAUUCUUCUGGUCUACUUUGCAGCUGUGAUGGGCAACACUGUUCUCAUUCUUCUCAUCUGGUUGGAUGCUCGACUCCACUCUCCCAUGUACUUCCUGCUCAGUCAGCUCUCUCUCAUUGACUUGGCCUUGAUCUCAACUUCUGUCCCCAAAAUGGUCACCAACUUCUUUUCAGGGAAGAGAACCAUAUCUCAUAUUGGCUGUGGAACCCAGAUCUUCUUUAGCUUAACCCUGGGGAUUGCUGAGUGCCUCUUGUUGACACUCAUGUCCUAUGACCGCUACAUUGCCAUCUGUAACCCUCUGCGAUACUCAGUCAUCAUGAGUCACACAAUCUGUACACAAAUGGUCAUUGGAUCCUGGGUAGGAGGAGCAGUAACUUCCCUGGUCCAUACAGCCUAUGCCAUGCACUUCCCAAUUUGUCGCCCACGAAAGAUUCCUCAUUUUUUGUGUGAAGGCAUGGCCCUCUUGAAGCUCACUUGUGAGGACAUUUCAGCCUACGUGAAAUCAGUGGUCGUCUCGAGCUUUUUGGUGGUCCUUAUUCCACUGAGUCUCAUUCUGACCUCCUACACCCUCAUCUUCCUCACUGUACUCCGCAUGAACUCCCCAGAGGGCAGGAACAAAGCUCUCACCACCUGCUCUUCCCACCUCUGUGUAGUGAGCCUGUACUUUGGCCCUGCCAUAUUGGUCUACAUGAGGCCAGGUUCCUCUAAGACUCCCAGAUUAAACCAGUCACUCUUUAUGUUUAACGCCAUCCUGACCCCUAUGCUUAACCCUCUCAUCUAUAGCCUGAGAAACAAGGAUGUCAUAGCAGCUAUGAAGAAUGUAAUCAUCAGCAGAUGUCCCCAGGGAAAGAUGAAAAUCUGUACCUGA
Messenger RNA from Echinops telfairi (small Madagascar hedgehog), 966 nucleotides. RefSeq names its product olfactory receptor 2AJ1-like. Bases 1 to 966 code for a protein of 321 amino acids. NCBI's taxonomy places the organism in Eukaryota, Metazoa, Chordata, Mammalia, Afrosoricida, Tenrecidae. The record is from RefSeq and is a predicted model, not a curated record. Gene Ontology annotation, biological process: G protein-coupled receptor signaling pathway. Gene Ontology annotation, molecular function: olfactory receptor activity; G protein-coupled receptor activity. Gene Ontology annotation, cellular component: membrane. The transcript has a single exon.